AAGGUGACGUGGACACGGAAGUGGUCGUCGUCGCGGCGGCACCGGUGGGAGCUGGGCGCGGGGCUCAGAGUGCGGCCGGCGAGCGGACUAGCGGCGGUGGCUUCGCACCUGGGCAGCGGCGGGGGACGCAGGCGUUGUCGGAUCGGUGUGAGUCCUCUGAACCGAGGAGAGGCUUCUCAGCCCGUCUGCCAGUCGGAGCCCCGGAUCCGGGACCUGCUCAGCCGGCGUCACCAUGACCAAGGCCGGCAGCAAGGGCGGGAACCUCCGCGACAAGCUGGACGGCAACGAGCUCGACCUGAGCCUCAGCGACCUGAACGAGGUCCCCGUUAAGGAGCUGGCUGCCCUCCCAAAGGCCACCAUACUGGAUCUGUCUUGCAAUAAACUGACUACUCUACCGUCGGAUUUUUGUGGCCUCACACACCUGGUGAAGCUGGACCUAAGUAAGAACAAACUGCAGCAGCUGCCGGCAGACUUUGGCCGUCUGGUCAACCUCCAGCACCUGGAUCUCCUCAACAACAGGCUGGUCACCCUGCCUGUCAGCUUUGCUCAGCUCAAGAGCCUGAAGUGGCUGGACCUGAAGGAUAACCCCCUGGAUCCUGCCCUGGCCAAAGUGGCAGGGGAUUGCUUGGAUGAGAAGCAGUGUAAGCAGUGUGCCAACAAGGUGUUACAGCACAUGAAGGCUGUGCAGGCAGAUCAGGAGCGAGAGAGGCAGCGGCGGCUGGAAGUAGAACGAGAGGCCGAGAAGAAGCGGGAGGCCAAGCAGAGAGCCAAGGAGGCUCAGGAGCGGGAACUGCGGAAGCGGGAGAAGGCAGAGGAGAAGGAGCGCCGGAGAAAGGAGUAUGAUGCCCUCAAAGCCACCAAGCGGGAGCAAGAGAAGAAGCCUAAGAAGGAAACAAACCAGGCUCCAAAGUCUAAGUCCGGCUCUCGGUCCCGCAGACCGCCGCCCCGGAAGCACAGCCGGUCCUGGGCUGUGCUGAAGCUGCUGCUGGCACUACUGCUGUGUGUCGCUGGCGGGCUGGUGGCCUGUCGGGUGACACAUCUGCAGCAGCAGCCCCUCUGCACCAGCGUGAACACCGUCUACGACAAUGCGGUCCGGGGCCUGCGCAGCCAUGAUAUCCUCCGGUGGGUCCUGCAGACCGAGUCCCAGCAGUGAGCUUGUCCUCAGCCCUGCUGCCUCCCCAGCCUUGGAGCUUGGAUUCCUACGGAAUUGGGUUCUGCUGGACACAACCUCUUUUUAGCUCAGACCUACCUGCCAUCAUCAAAUGGCUGCCAAUGGUACUUGAGAUCUCUUUAUAGACUUCUUUGUUCCUUAGUCAGGGUUCCCUGGUGGAAGAAGUGGGAGGUGGGGACAGUUACCUGCAUGCCUGAAGGAAUAGGCUUGGGAUGGGGAGAGGAAAAAGCCUUUUCUAAUUGCUAUACAAAGUUGCAUAAAGGCAAGGCUCAUUUCUACUAAAUGGUCAGGUCAGCUGUCACUACAUUUAUACUUUUGUAUGUCACAAAUCUUUCUUUCAUUCCUCCCUGGGUAGCCAGGGCAGAUCAGGAGGCAGUGUGUCACUGGGGACACAGGGAUCACCAUACUCAGCGAUCUAAAUUGAGGGGAGGGGCAUAACUAUUUUCUUAAGGACCUCAGGCACUGAGACAUUUUAAUGACUGUACAAAAUCUCAGGCUGUGAAAGGGGCUUCAAGACCAUCCAGGCCAAUAUAACAAUUGCAGACAGGGAACCAGGCCCCCCAUGACUUGCCUACAGUCUUCCAGUUAGUUUGAGGCAGGACCGGAUUCCCACUCUGGUAUCCUCCUUUCCUUCCCGUCAUUUUGCCUCCUUUAUAAUGUCCUGAAAGAAGGGAACUCACACCAGAAUUGAGUCUCUCAGCUGGAGUGUAGACUCUUUGGUGGUAGACAGAUUCAUCGACCCACAAGUAGAAAUCUCACAGCCAUGAAGGUCUUGGGCAGCUCUGUGGAGUCCUGGGCUAAGUCAUGUGGCACCCAUGAAAUGGGGACAGUCCAGGCCCCUUGCCUUGAUUUGAGAGCAUUAACCCCCGCAUUGUCAAUAAACAAGGAGGUGUGGACCCUUGCAAAGCCA
This is a messenger RNA of Manis javanica (Malayan pangolin), 2081 nucleotides long. RefSeq names its product leucine rich repeat containing 59 (gene LRRC59). Gene Ontology annotation, cellular component: cytoplasm. NCBI's taxonomy places the organism in Eukaryota, Metazoa, Chordata, Mammalia, Pholidota, Manidae. Gene Ontology annotation, molecular function: protein binding. The record is from RefSeq and is a predicted model, not a curated record.